This is a messenger RNA of Penicillium lagena, 798 nucleotides long. Its product is annotated as short-chain dehydrogenase. Gene Ontology annotation, molecular function: DNA binding. The transcript has a single exon. NCBI's taxonomy places the organism in Eukaryota, Fungi, Ascomycota, Eurotiomycetes, Eurotiales, Aspergillaceae. The record is from RefSeq and is a predicted model, not a curated record. Bases 1 to 798 code for a protein of 265 amino acids.
AUGGCUGGUUUCCAGCCUGAGGCAAUAGGGAACUACUAUCUUCCUCGAGCAAAGAUUCAACCUCCCGAUUCCCUCGUACGGGCUCUUUGGCCAUGGAUCGAUCAAUGGCUUGCCUGGUUUAAUUCCAACGACCCUACAAAUGAGCCGCCUCCGAGUGAGGCUACCGGCCCAGAAGAUCGGGAUGAUAUGGCAGCCCAAGGAUUCUUACAGCUGCUUAAUCAACUACGGAUAAUCCUCCUCCAGGACUCAGUUCUUCUUCAGGCACAAUUUCCUCAACAUUCAAUGUGGGACGACCCUAUUUUUGCACGAGAGGACUAUACUACGUUUGCAGAGCAGAUACGGCAGUCCCUUCUUUGUACGGAGACCCCUCAGGAGAUUCAGCUCCGGCAGACCCUUCCUAUUAUCGCCGAUAGUCUUAUUGUCCUCCAGAAGGACAUACAUCAGGCGGUUGAUCUCCACGGCUAUCAGGCUCAUGAACAGCUUAGGAAGAUUGCUCACCAACUUCAGGAUCUCCUUUCUGGUCAAGUCACCUUUGCCGUACGGGCCAUAGACACCUCUACUAUUGGAGCACGGACGCCAGACUCAUUUUCCCCGUCUUCUCAGCUAGCAGCAUGUCUAUCUGAGGCAUCGGCUAUACAGCCUCCUCUUGCUCCUACUCCUUCAGAAGAGCAGCAGCUGUCUUCUCCGUCGCCCUGUCGAUCUCUCUACUCCCUCUCUCGUACGAUCCAGACUGUGCCAGAGGUCUGGAGAGAGUGGACAUGUGGGUUAGGGGCAAAUCCAUCUGUCCAGUCAUUAUAG